GCCGCGGUGGCCGUCCGGGGGCGACACGUCCUGGGAGUACGCCGGUCGGAAGCGCAGCUGGGACUGACACGUGGACUUGGGCGGCGCUGCCCGGUGGGUCGGCUGGGCGGGAACGGACCCGGACACCCUGUGCCCACGCCGUCCGCGCCCGAUGCAGCCGCUCCCGGAUGAGGCCCGCAGGGAAGCGGCCGAGGACGCCCAGUGGUCCAGACCCGAAUGCCAGGUGUGGACGGGGACGCUGCUUCUGGGGACAUGCCUGCUAUACUGCGCCCGCGUCAGCAUGCCCGUCUGUGCCGCCGCCAUGAGCCAGGACUUCGGCUGGAAUAAGAAGGAGGCCGGUGUUGUGCUCAGCAGCUUCUUCUGGGGCUACUGCCUGACUCAGGUGGUGGGCGGCCACCUGGGGGACCGGAUCGGGGGUGAGAAGGUCAUCCUGCUGUCGGCUUCCGCCUGGGGCCUCAUCACCGCCGCCACGCCGCUGCUUUCCCGCCUCAGCAGCGCCCACCUGGCCUUCAUGACCUUCUCUCGCAUCCUCACGGGCUUGCUCCAAGGGGUUUACUUCCCUGCGCUGACCAGCCUGCUGUCCCAGAAGGUGCGGGAGAGUGAGCGAGCCUUCACCUACAGCACCGUGGGGGCCGGCUCCCAGUUUGGGACACUGGUGACGGGGGCCGUAGGCUCCCUGCUCCUGGACUGGUACGGCUGGCCGAGCGUCUUCUAUUUCUCGGGUGGGCUCACCCUGCUGUGGGUGUGUUACGUGUACAGGUGUCUGCUGGGUGAGAAAGAUCUCAUCCUGGCCUUGGGCAUCCUGGCGCAGGGCCUGCCGGUGUCCAGACACACCAAGGUGCCCUGGAGACAGCUCUUCCGAAAGCCUUCUGUCUGGGCGGCCAUCAUCUCCCAGCUCUCAGCGGCCUGCUCCUUCUUCAUCCUCCUCUCCUGGCUGCCGACCUUCUUUAAGGAGACCUUCCCCAGCUCCAAGGGCUGGGUCUUCAACGUGGUGCCCUGGCUAGUGGCCAUUCCCGCCAGUCUGUUCAGCGGGCUUCUCUCAGACCGUCUCAUCAAUCAGGGUUACAGGACCAUCACUGUGCGGAAGUUCAUGCAGGCGAUGGGCCUCGGCCUGUCCAGCGUUUUUGCCCUGUGUUUGGGCCACACCUCGAGCUUUUGUAAGUCUGUGGUCUUUGCAUCAGCCUCCAUCGGCCUCCAGACCUUCAACCACAGCGGCAUUUCCGUUAAUAUCCAGGACCUGGCCCCGUCCUGUGCCGGCUUUCUGUUUGGUGUGGCCAACACAGCUGGGGCUUUGGCAGGGUGCAGGAGUCGUGGGCGUGUGCCUGGGUGGCUACCUCAUCGAGACGACGGGCUCCUGGACAUCCGUGUUCGACCUGGUGGCGGCCGUCAGCAGCCUUGGGCUAUGCACCUUCCUGGUGUUUGGGAAGGCCCAGCGGGUGGACCUGAGCCCCGCCCAUGAGGACCUCUAGCCGACCGACCCCCUGUCCCCGAGGACCCAGCGCCGUCCCCUCGGGGACAGCGUUCAGCUUAGAGGCCCCUUGCUCCUGGCCCGCAGGGUGAGCAGAGGCGGGGGAGCCUCAGCCCAGCAGGAGGGUGCGGUCCGGUUCCCCCGCCCUUGGGGGUCGCAGCCUCCUUCCGGGCUGAUGGGACCUCACGGUGGGCGGAUUAGCAUCUUCAGCAGCAGCAGCUUCGUCACAGACACGGCCUGUUCCUCGUAGAGCCGUACAAGCCCCACGUGGUCAGCCCGCCCGGGGCCGUGUCACUGCAGGGCAGGGCGCCCCACUGGAGUCUCUCCCCAGACCUGCCUGGCUCUGUUUCUCUGCUCUUGGGGUCGGAUCUCUGUGGUGGGCCGUCCUGUGCACUGUGGGGCGUUUAGCAGCAUCCCUGGCCCCCACCCACUAGAUGACCCCCCCCAGUCAUGACAGCCAACCCUGUCUCCUGACAUCACCAAGUGUCCCCGGGAGACCCGCCCCCUGGCUGAGGACCACAGCUCUAGAAGAAGGCCAGGGAGGGCUGUGGUGUUUCCGCUUCUCUAGGCACCCAGGCUGAGGCCCCCCAGUUCGAUGGGUGGGCAGAAGUGGGGGCUCGAGGCCCUUGUGCAUCGUUGGGGACCCUGCCCCCGGCGUCCCCUCCCGUGGAUUCCCAGGCACUGGCGAUGCGUCCUGCUCCCCUGGUGCCUGGGGAGGGCGCGUGGGCACCCGCUCCUGGCCAGGACACGCCCCGGAACCAGUGAACCCACCGGUCCGCAUUCUCUUUCUCCCUCCUUGUUUACAAUAGAGGGGCCGGUCGUCUCGCGGAUUAAUAAUAGAUUUUGCAAGAUGUAUAUGCAGAGAAAAGAAACUAUGAGAAUGGAAAAGCACACCAAAGCCUUAUUUAAAUGAUGACUAUUAAACUAUUUAAAAAGAAAACCAUAAUGUUAUUUAAGGCCCUUCUUAUGAAAAGAAUAAAUGAGUGUUAAAGAUUUAUUUCACUAGUUCGAGGAAACCAGCAACGUGUUUCAAACAGUUGAAGGAAAAUGCCAAGAACAGACAUACUGAUCCUCCAGGAUGCUGACACACACGUGCAAAUACAGCCGAGGUGGGGUUUCCUAGCUCCCGCUCUGGACAGACCCCGCCUGUGCGUCUGUGUCGGAGCUGCUUGGUGUAGCUGUCAGCUGUGUAGAUUCUAGAAUCAGACAACUCCUAAUUUUCCAUGUAAGCAAAGAUUUCCUCCCGCAGCCCCCCCACUUGUGAUCAGAAAGACUCUGAAAGAAAGAUUCGCGAUUACAGAGUGAGUCUGGCCCCUGUAGGUUUGGCCUGACUGUUCACGGAGAUGCAGCCAGAAUGUUAAUUUGCCAUAAAGGCCGCGCUGUCUGCUCGGCUGGGGGUUUUCAUGAGAAACCGCGGGUGGGUUUCUAGGCUGUGCUGUCCCGAGCUGGGAGCCCUGCCCGGGAAACUCCCCGGGGCGGGGUGGUUUCCUCAGGACACAGGACACAGGACACAGGACACAGGACGCAGGUGUGUCCUCGUGCCCGCAGCGCAGGGAUGCUCUGCCUUCUUGUUGGGCAACCGUCACCGCCAUCAUCGUCGUGACUUUCUCCUCCCAAACUGGAGCUCUCCCCUCCCCCUCCCCCAGAUCCUGGCGCUGCUUUCCGUCUCUAUGAACUUGACCCUUUAGGGACCUCAAUGGAAACGUAUCCUACAGCAUUUGUCCUUUUGUGACUGACUCAUCUCGCUAAGCAUGGUGUCCUCAGGGUUCGUCCAUGCUGUAGCGCGUGCUGGGAUUUCCUUCCUUUGUAAGUCCGUGUAAUACUUCAUUGUAUGGCGGGACCACGUGUUGUUCAGCUCUUCAUCCAUCGGUGGACAGUGGGCUGCUUCCACCUCUCGGCCGCCGUGAAUUCGCUGCUGUGAGCAUGGAUGUGAGAGUAACACCUUUCUUUCUAACCCACAGCAAACUGUAAACUCUUGGAGAGCGUGAGAGAGACGGCCCUUCCCGUGGGAACAUAGCCGUCUGGGGUCUCAGUGCUCGAGCCCUGAAGGGAUGCGGGACCCAGAAGGUGCUGGUGGGUCCUGCUCAGCAGGGGGUCCUAGGGCAUACGUGUAAACUGGGAUCCCCGGCCUCCUGGAAUCCGAGUCUGGUCACGCUUCUGUUAGCACCUGGCAGAAUAGGGGAGGGAGAAGCCAGGAUGUGGGGGCCCUGGGCCUGCUGUGCAGUAGCUGGGCCCAGCCUCCUCCCGUCACUGCCGUCCCUCGUGCUCAGUGUGACCUUGGAGCUGGGUGCGGCCCCUCAACCCUUCCCAAUGCCAGUGUUGGGCCCUGGGUCGGGCUCCGAGGAUUCCAGGUGAAAUGGUUGUUGGCAGGGAGGGCAGCGUUAGCACAGAUGGGCGGGAGGAUGGCCGGGCCCCACUGUGUUAUCUGGUGCAGCCAGGCUCAGACACGUCCCCAGCCCGGCUGGCCCUGGCAGGAUCCCAGGGCCGACACCAACCCUGAGUGCAGUAGGGGGAGAGCCGGUGCGGAGUCUGUAGGGCCACCAAACCCCAGACACUUCCCUCCUGAGAGGAGGGGCUCUGGCCGCCCGGGGCCGUGAGUGUGCACUUGUGCAGGGCAUGUGUGCAAUAGUGCAUGUGUGUGUGUGCAUUUGUGCACGCAUGUGUGUACGCCUUGCCUGCCUGGCCCACAGCCAGGAGGCGCCUCGGGAGGGCCAGGCUGCUGUCCUCCUGCAGCUGGCUGACAGAGGGCGCCGUCUGACAGGGCUUUUCCCGGCCCCAGAGCAGCCGACCUGACGCUUCCCUAGGGCGCCAGGUGGGAGCCGAGGGGUCCAGCUGGCCACCCUGUGCCGUGCAGGCCGGUGCUCUUGCCCCUCAGCUCUGUAGGAAGGGACGGGUUGGAAGGACAUUCCAGGCGCAGGGAGGCUCGAGGCUGGACCCCCAGGCGGGAGGGGGCCCGAGGAGCGGCAGGACCUGGGGGUGCGCGUAUGGGAGCGGGGACCCUCUCCCACCACCCCUCCCCCAGUCUGGGUCCCCACUGUGGGUCCCUCCCGCUGGCUGCUGGGCCUGCACACACG
This is a messenger RNA of Aethalodelphis obliquidens (Pacific white-sided dolphin), 4542 nucleotides long. RefSeq names its product solute carrier family 17 member 9 (gene SLC17A9). Gene Ontology annotation, cellular component: membrane. The transcript has 13 exons. The coding region runs from base 152 to 1459 and encodes 435 amino acids. The record is from RefSeq and is a predicted model, not a curated record. Gene Ontology annotation, biological process: transmembrane transport; ATP transport. NCBI's taxonomy places the organism in Eukaryota, Metazoa, Chordata, Mammalia, Artiodactyla, Delphinidae. Gene Ontology annotation, molecular function: transmembrane transporter activity.